AUGACAGACGUUGCGAAGAAGGUUCAGGAAUACAAAGACUCUCUUAAACAGAAGGCAGAGCACUUAAUAAUAAAAGGUUUUCCAGAGAAGAUAGUAAAGUUGAAUGAACUUCUAGAAACGUCAAAUUUUCAAAAUCGUGAUCUCUCAGAUGUUCACCAGGACUUAAACAUUCCAGUGCCUCCUCCUGCUCAGUCUGCCAAUGAACCAAAUGCAAAAAGGCAGCGUGUAGAUGUGUCAGAGGUGACCAGUAACACAACUAUUGAGGGUACUAGAGUCUAUGCACUACCUAAUGGAACUGUACCCUGUAAUAAGCCAUUGAGUGACCUUAUACAUCUUGUAAAACCACACAUUAGAGAGCUUGUUGAGGACUCAAACUUACUCAAAAUGUGGAUUUCCUUUAUGAUCCCAAAGAUUGAAGACGGUAACAAUUUUGGGGUGUCAAUACAAGAGGAUACAUUAGCUGAAAUACAGUCUGUUGAGUCUGAAGCUGCAGCAUUCUUUGAUCAAAUUUCACGGUAUUUUAUAUCAAGGGCAAAAAUUGUAUCUAAGGUUGCCAAAUAUCCACAUAUUGAUGAUUACAGAAGAGCUGUUAGAGAGCUAGAUGAAAAGGAAUAUCUGUCUUUAUGGCUGGUGAUGUGUGAAAUUCGUAACCGCUACUGUUCCUUACACGACAUUGUCAUCAAGAACUUAGAGAAAAUCAAAAAACCACGUUCUUCUAAUGCAGAAUCGUUAUAC
Messenger RNA from Brenthis ino (lesser marbled fritillary), 735 nucleotides. The record is from the annotation of a GenBank genome assembly. Lineage: Eukaryota; Metazoa; Arthropoda; Insecta; Lepidoptera; Nymphalidae.